This is a messenger RNA of Trichomycterus rosablanca, 1323 nucleotides long. RefSeq names its product src kinase associated phosphoprotein 2 (gene skap2). The record is from RefSeq and is a predicted model, not a curated record. The coding region runs from base 41 to 1060 and encodes 339 amino acids. Lineage: Eukaryota; Metazoa; Chordata; Actinopteri; Siluriformes; Trichomycteridae. Gene Ontology annotation, molecular function: protein binding. Gene Ontology annotation, cellular component: cytoplasm; plasma membrane. The transcript is spliced from 13 exons.
AACGAACGCUGACCGAUUGGAAGGAGCGCAGAGAGUCGGAAUGAAGUCCAUCCCGGAGGAUUUAACUCUGCUCAUCUCAGACUUGGAAACCUUUCUGACAGACAUUCUGAAAGGUGAGAAUCUCAGUAAAAAGGCCAAGGAUAAAAAAGAUGCUUUAAUAAAACGGGUGAAGGAGCUCAAAUCCAGCUAUCCUCAGGACUUUAAGGAAAAACGAGAUGAGGAGUGCGAUGAGCCCGAGGAGGCCGACAGCAACGACGGCGGUUCGCUGCACUCCGAGCGCACCGACAGGGACGAGGAGAUGGCAUAUGAUGGAGUCCAGCAGGCCCCUCUUGUGGCAGCCCAGGAUCUUCCGUCCGUCUUUAAGAGCGGCUACCUGGAAAAACGAAGAAAGGAUCACAGCUUCUUUGGUACGGAGUGGCAGAAGAGAUGGUGCGCCCUCAGCAAUCACACCUUCUAUUAUUACGGCGGUGAGAAAGAUAAGCAGCAGAAGGGCGAUUUUAACAUUGACGGGUACAGCGUGAGAAUGAACCCAGGGCUACGCAAGGACUCCAGAAAAGACUGCUGCUUCGAGAUCUCUGCUCCGGACAGACGGGUUUAUCAGUUCUGUGCCGCCUCGCAGAAGGAAGCGGAGGAUUGGGUGGAGCAGAUCAGCUUUGUCAUAAAAGAUAUGGACGGGAUCAUUCCGUUAGAGGAGGAAACCUACGAUGACUGCCUGCCAGCGAGCACCGCGUCUGUUCCUGCACCCAUCGACGAAGACAUCUACGAGGAGCUACCAGAGGAAGAGCUUUCUCAUUCUAAUAAAGCCGCGCCGGAGCCAGUCAGCAAACCCCCUGCAGCACCUCCAGUGACAGCUGUGAAUAAGAUCACAGACUACCAGAACUUCUUCCAGGGUUUGUGGGACUGCAACGGAGACCAAUCCGACGAGCUGUCGUUUAAACGAGGAGACGCCAUCUACAUCCUCAGCAAGGAGUACGAUACUUUUGGCUGGUGGGUUGGAGAGAUUAAGGGUGCCAUUGGCAUUGUACCCAAAAACUACCUGACAGAGAUGUACAUUCUGUAAGGGCAUUAAGGAGUGCUGUUAUUUCUGCGGAGCGCAAAGUAAACGGACAACAGAUUACAGAACAGCUCAGACGUGACAAAUCUGAUGCUUAACGUCGUCUCGCUUCAUAGAUGACGUGAUACAUGCAUGCAGGCUUUGCUGUAUUAGAAAAUAUAGAUAAUAUAGAUUGAUAUGUGUCUAAGUUAAAUUGUGUUAUGAAUAUUUUGAUACAGUAAUGUAAUACGUUAUGAAGAUGGCACAGUGUUAUAUAAAAUAAAGAUCUU